CGCCCCUCCCCUCGCUCCCCGCCGCGGCUCAUGAAUAUUAACGAAGUCCCGCCCAAUCGGGUGGUGCGGCGGUGGCAGCGCUUUGGUGGCGUAAUCGCCCCGCCUUGCGGCGGGAUUAAUCUGCAUAUUCAUGAGAUGGGCGGCGCGGAGCGCGGGCGUUUAUAAGGCGCCGCCCCGCCAGGCUCGCCGUACAUUGCGCUGAGGCUUUGAAGUGCUGUGUGGAUCUCGCACCGCCCGGGCACCGGUCAGGAUGGCAUCAGACGAGGGAAAGCUCUUUGUCGGCGGGCUCAGUUUCGACACCAACGAGCAGUCGUUGGAGCAAGUCUUCUCUAAAUACGGACAGAUUUCGGAAGUCGUGGUGGUUAAAGACAGAGAAACUCAGAGAUCCAGAGGUUUUGGGUUUGUUACUUUUGAAAACAUCGAUGAUGCAAAGGACGCAAUGAUGGCCAUGAACGGAAAGUCCGUAGAUGGGCGUCAGAUCCGAGUGGACCAGGCUGGGAAAUCCUCCGAGAACAGAUCCCGUGGCUACAGAGGGGGGUCCUCGGGGGGCCGGGGCUUCUUCCGCGGGGGCCGAGGCCGGGGCCGCGGCUUCUCCAGAGGAGGUGGAGAGAGAGGCUAUGGCGGCAGCAGAUUUGAUUCCAGAAGCGGAGGCUAUAACGGCUCCAGAGACUACUAUAAUAGCAGGAGUCAAGGUGGCUAUGGAGACAGGAACUCGGGAGGCUCCUACAGAGACAGCUACGACAGUUACGGUAAGUGCCGCUCCGAGCGGGAGCGCUGAGUCCGUGUGCUGUAGGAGCUCUGAACCUGCUGAGCCUGAGCCUGGAGUGGGGCAGGCUCAGGCUGUGGACGUGGUGGUGCCGGGAGAUUCUAAUUUAAUGCAUGUGCAGGAGUUGCUCGGAUCUAAGGCAAAGCAAGUGUUAAAAAAGGUUGUUCUGGAGCCCAAACUCGGCUGCCCUUACGCUCUGACCCGCGGGUGGGGGAUCUCACAGUAGCCAAGUAGCAGUAGCCUCGGAAUAAUGCAAGGGAGUAAAAUGCUGGAACUUGUCUUUGCUUCAGUGCCUUUACAAUUGUGCCUGCUUCUUGUCCUCAGCUACACACAACGAGUAAAAAUCCUUCCUGACUCAAGAUCGUCCUUCCAAUGGCUGUAUUUAUAAAGAUUUUUGGAGCUUCGCUGAAAUGGUUAUUGUGUAGUACAUCUACUUGUAUUUUCACUUUUGUAGUAUUAUCAGUUCUGAUCUUGUCAAACACAGCCUGGCAGCUUCUGAAAUGAGAUGGUCUGAUUAGACUGUCUUGGAGAAAGCUCUGCUUUCAAGUGGUUUUAAUCUUUUUUGAAA
Messenger RNA from Lepidothrix coronata (blue-crowned manakin), 1334 nucleotides. RefSeq names its product cold inducible RNA binding protein (gene CIRBP). The transcript has 6 exons. Gene Ontology annotation, molecular function: RNA binding. The record is from RefSeq and is a predicted model, not a curated record. Gene Ontology annotation, biological process: positive regulation of mRNA splicing, via spliceosome. Bases 251 to 778 code for a protein of 175 amino acids. Lineage: Eukaryota; Metazoa; Chordata; Aves; Passeriformes; Pipridae. Gene Ontology annotation, cellular component: spliceosomal complex.